AUGAGAUUCUUUGCUCUCUCUGUUCUUUCCCUCGUCGGUGCCGGCAUGGUCUCUGCUCUACCAAGCGAGAACUUCUCCGUCAAGCGCGGAGAGUCUACCGAAGACAAGGUCAACGCUGCCGCUGCCGCUCUGGCCGGCAAGAAGCUCGAGCAUGAAUCCGAGACCUCGAAGUGUGUUGGCCCUCUGCUGUGCUGUGGCUCUCUGACCACCCCUCUCGACCCUGUCGUCGAUCCUCUCCUGUUGGCCCUCGGCGUUGAUGCCGCCAGCAUCGUUGGAUCCGUCGGUCUUCUCUGCCACGGAUACGAUUCCAAGUGUGACUCUGAGCCCCAGUGCUGCACAGAGGCCAACCUCUUGGGUGGCACCGUGGCUCUUGGUUGCGCAGCUCUCAAGAAAUGA
This is a messenger RNA of Penicillium olsonii, 396 nucleotides long. NCBI's taxonomy places the organism in Eukaryota, Fungi, Ascomycota, Eurotiomycetes, Eurotiales, Aspergillaceae. The record is from the annotation of a GenBank genome assembly.